This is a messenger RNA of Tripterygium wilfordii, 723 nucleotides long. RefSeq names its product calcium-binding protein KIC. Lineage: Eukaryota; Viridiplantae; Streptophyta; Magnoliopsida; Celastrales; Celastraceae. Gene Ontology annotation, molecular function: calcium ion binding. The coding region runs from base 226 to 630 and encodes 134 amino acids. The record is from RefSeq and is a predicted model, not a curated record. The transcript has a single exon.
UAAGAUUAUAUGUUCCAUCACUUUGUGAUCAUUAUUAUUUGGUAUUUCAAAAAAAAAAUCACCCUAUAUACUACUUUCUCUACCAUCACUCAUUCACAUGUUCCUUUCAUAUCAUAUGUAGGCCACAAAAGCUUUCUAUAUAUGCUUACUACUAAGAGUUCCUGACUUUCAGCUGUCUAUAUAUACCAUAUUCAACUUCUCAUUCUCUUAAUCAUCGAGACAAUAAUGGAAAACAUGAACAAAGGAGCAGCAAAGACGACAACAACAAGUGGUAAGGGUCCGGUCACAGAUGAUCAGUUCGAGGAUUUCUUACCGGUGAUGGCGGAGAAGCUUGAUGUGGAGGCUUUUGUGUCUGAACUGUGUGGGGGGUUUCAGCUUCUGGCGGAUCCUGACAAGGGUUUGAUCACGUCGGAGAGUCUGAGGAGGAAUUCCGCACUUCUUGGGAUGGAAGGGAUGUCGAAAGAGGAAUCGGAGGCGAUGGUGAGAGAAGGAGAUCUUGAUGGAGAUGGAGCGCUCAAUCAGACUGAAUUCUGCGUACUCAUGGUCAGGCUUAGCCCUUCCAUGAUGCAAGAUGCUGAGUCUUGGCUGGAAAAGGCCCUUGAUCAGGAGAUAACCAAAUUUAAUGGUUAACUUUUGUUUUCUGUCAUCGAUCUUUCAUGGUAUUGUAAGGCAACCUCCUUUAUAUUUUCUUAAUUCUUUGCACCAUCAGAUUUUCAGUAUUUA